GAAGCAGUUCAGCUUCCGGCUUCGAAGCUGCCACAUCCCAAGCAAGUUCUCGGUCCGGCUCGGGAAGCAGCAGCAGCAGAAAAACCUUUGUCCGGCACAAUGACUCGUUAGUGCAAAUAGUGCAGUUCGCGUGCGGGCAAACAGACAUCGUUAAAUCCCCCCGGUGGUUGUUUAGGGUGUUUGUGGUACGAUUGCGGACACAAGAUGUAUCCGUCCGGUGCUCUUUGUUGCUGGUAGCACUUUUCUCUCUUCCUUGUUCCGCUCGAUUUCUUCCGAGCGGUUUGACGGGGGAGCGCAGACGGGUUGGAGUGCCGUAGCAGCAGGUGGAGUGCAGGUGGCCCCGGCUAUAACAUUUCGGGAGGGGUUUUGUUGUUGUUUAUAAUUACCCAAUCGAUUGCCGUGGAACCAUGUCAGGUUGUGUGCCUGCCAGCAACGGGUUGGCCUCACACAAACCAAACCAGUCGCUCAACAGUGUGCUUGCUGUGGGGAGGUGUUUGGCCUUUGCGGUGUUGCCGUUUUUGCUUUAUUUGUGGCAAAAGGAGUGCGAAAAAAAAAGAGACACGGUACGAUAUUUUUAAAGAACCAAAACAAACCACCGUGGGCCACGCACGCGCGUCACACGGCACGGUUUUUGGGUGGUGUGUACGGGCUUAGUCCGCGCUUUCGUUCGUGACCUUUGCAGAAGACGCUGCAGCGCCCUAUACGCGUCCGAUAGUCCGUGCAACCGGUGGAUGUGAUUUCGUCGGUUUGUUUUGUUGAAUAGUGAUGCAUUCCGUCCAAGAAGUGAGUUAAAGUGUGCGUACGUCGGUGCAUCCCUACCACUAGUGCAUGUGGAGCAGAAUAGUUGUCGCCGAGUCGGCUGUUUGCACUCUUCCUUUCUAGCCACGACUUUCACCCAUGCCGGCGUGGAAAGAAAACGAAAAGAUAAGAGCUAGAUGAUAACACGAACGUGUAAGAGGCUGCCACAUUCGCAAGGUUGCUGGUUAAAGGAAGUAGAGCUCUCUACGUCCAUUCGAACGCGUAAUCGGCAAGAGGUUAACUGUCAUCACCGCCGUUCAAGCGUCAUUCAAAGCCGGCUUCUGGAAGUGUCCGACCGGUGGCAUCAUUAUCAGUGUAGGAUGAUCUAAAUACGGCAGAGCAAACCAAUCGUUCCGGUUCGGCAAUCGGUGUGUAAUGCUCCCGGUAGAGCGUCACCGGACCCACAUCGAAGGGCUGCGGGUGAAUUAGUUGUACGAGCGGGAGAAAAAGAGCAUUCGCUCACUGCGUGGUGAUUGGUUUGGCGUGUGUUUUUGCAGUGAUACGGUGCUUUUCGUGGAACCAACUGAUGGUGGUGAUGGUUUUUCCAGUGUCACAAAAUAUUUAGCAAUAGGUGGUGUUUUUGUGAAGGACUGUUUUGCUGUCGGUGAUACUACGACGGCGGUUUUUUCUGUGAUCUUUAGCGGCUAGCAGCGAUGGUGCAGCGUAUCAUGAUUCAACGCAUCGUACGGUAUAGUAUACGGAUAAAACCGCAUGGACGCCUUUUCAACGAAACGUAGGCAACAUUACGCAACUGGCGGUGAUUUUCACUCCCCCACGCCCUAUUCUAAACAAGCGCAGCGAAGGAGAAAUAUUUUUUCCGAACAAGAGGUGUUCCGCAUGCUUGCCCCCCAACUGGAUCCAUUAGCGAGGCGUCACGAUCGCCAUAAUCGGGAAGAAUGGAUAUUAUCCGAACGCCUGGAAAUAUUAAUAUUAAUGGUAACGACGGCGGCGGCAGCAGUAGUCUGGAGCCGCUGUUACGCAGCCCGCAAGGGGCCAAGUGCAAGGACAAUAAUGGUGGUGGAAGCGGUCUGCGGCAGCACAACUUUCCCGACGAUCGACCAGCGCCCGGUGGACGGAACGGCCUAAAGGGUUCCACUGCCUCGCCCGGAUCGGCAGCGUCGGUGACGACGCCCCACCGCCAAACUCCACCCCAGUGCCCGUCGACCGAUUCGGGCAACAGUUCGUGUGUGAGCAGUGGAAGUAACGGCGGUGGUGGCAGUAGUGUUGGUGGCAGCUGUAGCAGUGCUAGUGCUUCCGGCGGUGGUGGUGGUGGUGUAGUGGAUGAUCCAGAAACUCAAAAACCGCACCGACCCUCGCGAUCAUCGUCCGCGUCAUCGCUCAAGUCGAAUCGAAAUAUUUACGUGAACAAAACCUAUGAUGUGGAUGAUGAUGCAGGAGGGCAGGAGGGCGGUGCAGUGCGUGCAAGUGCCGAUACCGGUUCGGCUGUUUCGAUACCGAUCGAUGAGGGUAUUGACGUGAAUGUGUCUAUUUCUAUGCGGGGAAAGAAUGGUGGCGCGCGUGCUGAAGGUCCAGCUGCUAGUGAUGAGCAGGAAACCCAGGAAGAGGAAGAAAUAAAACCACUGCUGGAGGUUACGAACGAACGACGCAAGACGAAGAGCAUCGUGAAGAGUCCCUCGAGUCAAAGUAUCGGUGGGGAGAAACCGGUACGCCAGCUUAGUCUGCAGUUCUCCCAACCGGAGUCCGUAAUCGUGGCCGAACGUCCGGUGCAUCAUGUGCAGUUCAGUAACGGGAGCAGAUAUGCUAACGUGCCCGGUGGCGAGGGCGGAGAACGAACGGCUCUCGUCGGUGGACCGUACGGCCAAGGGAUCGGUACGGGUGCGAUGGAACCGCAGAGUCCAGUUGGAAGCAUCCUAUCGCACGGUUCGGCAGCUUCAUCAUCUUCAUCCGGUUCAUCGUCGUCGUCGUCGUCGAACGAGAACAGUUCGUUGGGUGCGUACGCUGAGGCACGUCCGCCGGAUGGUGGUUGGGGAUGGGUCGUUUGCUUUGCCUCCUUCAUGGUGAACCUCAUCGCGGACGGUGUAACGUUCAGCUUCGGCGUGAUGUACAUCGAGCUGCUGUCAUACUUCGGCGAAGGCAAGGGAAAGACGGCCUGGGUAGGAUCGUUGUUUAUGGCGAUGCCGCUGCUGUGUGGUCCUGUCGCGUCGUUCCUCACGGAUCGGUACGGUUGCCGGAAGGUGACGAUUAUCGGGUCGAUUAUGGCCUCGAUCGGGUUUGCGCUGUCCGCGUACGCUACCUCGAUCGAGAUGCUGUACCUCACGUUCGGCAUACUGUCCGGGUUUGGGCUUAGUCUGUGCUACGUCGCAGCGGUCGUUAUCGUUGCGUACUACUUCGACAAAAAGCGCUCCUUUGCUACGGGUCUGUCGGUGUGCGGUAGUGGCAUUGGGACGUUCGUGUUCGCCUCGCUCACGCAGGUCCUGCUGGACGAGUAUGGAUGGCGCGGUACGACUCUGAUCCUAGCCGGCGUCUUCCUGAACAUGUGCCUGUGCGGAUUGCUGAUGCGUGAUCUCGAGUGGACGACACACAAAUCGAAGCAGAAGCGUCGUAAGCAGCAGCAGCAACAAGCCGACUCGGUGAGCAACAGUACGAAUACGGCCGGAGGCAACACGAGCGUGCUGAUGGGCAACGGAGGUAUCAUCGAUGGAGUACCGAUCGGGGGCGCUAUCGGUGGCAACGGAGGUCUCGUAGAUGCAGCCAACGAUCACAUCUACGAUCUGGAUGAUCCACGCCUCUUCAGCUCGUUGAUAACGCUGCCAACGUUCCUACAAAAUGGCAGCGGGCAGGAUAAGAUAACGCUAGAGGUUCUCGCUAUGCUAAGCAAGCAGCACAACAUGCACGAUCACCAUGUGCUGCAGAGUCUCCCGACAGCGCGGAUGAGCAGCUCGCGAAGCUUUAGUCAACCGCUCUCUCCUCAGAGUGGCGAAAAUUUGGCCGAUCUUAAGGAAGAGCAGGAACAGCAGGAUAACACCACAAAGCAACCGGCGACACCAGCGGCCGAGGACAACAACGACGACGACGGUAAAGGGCAGGAAGCGAAGGAAAGCAAGCAGGAUGAUGAUGGCAGCACGGUGGUGCAACCGUCGCGUCACCGAGCAGCCGGCGGUCAGCGGUCCGGUGCAAGGGGACGCACUGGGGGUGCCACCGAUGCCGACGGCGGCACCCCGUACGAACCGGGCACCGCGAUGCCGCCCGUGUUCCUGCGGCGGGUGCACAGCCACAGCACGCGCGGUACGGCCCCGCCGUCCGCGGGGCCACCGGCCGCGACCGCCUCCUACCUGAAGGAUCUGCGGAUGCACCGCCAUUCGCUAACGUACCGCGGUGCUAUGCUGAACAUUCAGCGCUACCGGCUGCGGGCCUCCUCCUGCCCGGACAUCUACCGCAACUCGAUGACGACGAUCGCGAAGGAGAAGUCCGCCUGGUACCAGGGCGUGGAGGAGUUCCGAACACUGCUGGUCAGUAUUCUGGACUUCUCCUACUUCUCGGACGUGCACUAUCUGCUGUUUGCCAUCUCGAACUUUCUGCUCUACACGUUCUACGACGUGCCGUACGUGUACCUCGGCGACAAUGCGUCCCAGAUCGGUUUUUCCCACGCCCAGUCGUCGAUGCUGAUCGCGAUCAUCGGCAUACUGAAUAUGGUUGGCGAGGUGGUGCUUGGCUGGAUGGGCGAUAGAAAAUCGGUGAACGCCAACUACACGUACGCCAUCUGUAUGGCACUGUGCGGACUGGUGACUGCGCUGGUACCACUGUUUAAAGAUUACACGAGCCUGUCCGUGUUGGCUGGUGGAUUUGGACUGUUUAUAGCAGCAAACUAUUCAUUGACCAGUAUUAUCCUGGUGGAACUCAUCACGCUGGAACGUUUCACCAAUGCGUACGGAUUGCUGCUGCUGGUGCAGGGUGUAGCGAACCUCGUCGGUCCUCCACUAGCAGGCUGGAUCUCCGAUCUAACAGAGUCGUACGAUUUGGCAUUCUAUUUGGCUGGCUUUUUCAUAGUCAUUUCCGGUGCCCUGUUGCUGGUACUGCCCACGAUAAUGAAGGUGCGCAAAAUAUUGGACAAACGAAGGCGCAGUUCCGCCCUUGCCAAUGGUGGUGACACGAUCAAGCUCAACAAAAAGAAUUCUUCCGCCAGCUGUCAGCAGAACAAUAAUGUCGCAAACAAGCCGGUCACGCUGGAUCUAAAAACGACGUACGUCAGCAAUGGCAAACGUAUCGUCACGGGUGUUGAUGCCAAGAAUGGUUCCACACCGAACGGAGGUCUCACCAAUGGCUACAGGAUGCCCGGGGACGAGGGGGCCACAGUUUAGGACGUGUAUAGACGGGAUGCACCACAAUAAUGAAGGGGGCCGGCUAGCGUAGCCUAAGUACCCGACGCAAUCGGUUUCUUCCAUAACAUCCCGGAGAGCACGGAAAAGCUUUAUUACGCGUAGCGAUAUCCUCUACCACCAACCAUCCGUACAGUGCGGAACACGUGGCGCUUUUGUUUUUUUUGGGGGAAAAGAUUUCAGUUUUUAAGGAUAAGGACUAAGUUUCCCUCGUUCGCGAUUCUUUUGUCGUAAUCAAGCUCGGCUAAGGCUAAACAAGACACCCGGCAGAUGAUGGUGGUACCUUGCGCAGCGGUGGAAACAUAUACCUCAGAUUCACUGUACUACGAAACCAUCAAAAGCAAUGCAACAUAAUUUAGGGGAAGAAAUCGAACUGAAAAAAGUAAUUAAAAUCCGCUUUCACAGCUAUCAUUUGGUGCGUGGAGACUCUGCUUUCCCCUCAAAUCCUUCUGCUCUGUUGCUGUGCUGGAGAUAUAUUAUGUGAAAUCUCUUCCCAAUUCAACUCUGUAUCAUUUGGUUUGUAGAGAACGAAGCUCAUAAAACUCAGCACCAUUUUUAAAAUGUAACACGCGGCUAUAGGCACCCUAUUUAUACCGUCAUAAUCAAUCUAUAGGAAAACCUUGAACAUGCAGAAUGCAAAUUGCAAGCUAAUGAUGGCUAAUAACACUUUUGGAGCUAUUUGCAUUUUGGAUCAGCUAAAAUGAUACGAGUACUGACACACACACACACGCAACACUGUAGAGAUUUGCACAGAAUUUGAAGUAUCCAAAUGGAAAUACGCACUUGGUAUUUUGCAGAGGAGUCUUGCGCGAGCCGGAACUACUAACGACCGCCCCAACUUCAUGGGUGAAGUUGAUUUCUUGUUUGAGUCCUCCUCCUUUGGACUGCGAUGUGGCUCGCAAAGCAGCCUCGGAAACUCUGAAGUUUCGGCAUACUCUGUAGUGGCAUAGUAGAAGCGACAUCCUCCGUAUAUUAAAGCUUUUCGACUUAAAAUUUCUGAACAAAACAAAAAAAAGUUGGUGGCGGGUGUGAGUGUUUUUUUUGAGAAAACUUGAAUCCUUUUUCCGUAUUUACUGCAAUGCGGAACACUCACGCAAAUUCCUCGUACGCCACGUAGUGUGGCAAUGAGUUUGGUUUGGAGCGUUUGAACGGAACACUGGGUGACAAACGACCUGAACCGCUUGGCAAACGUGCCAACCGGGAUGGGGAAAAGGAAAACCAUAAUAUAUAAAUAUAUUCAUCAGCUGUGAUCACCUAGUAUAUAUAAAUAUUACCAAUUAAACUAAAGCUAGUAAAGCGAUGCUAAUUAGACACAACAUUACACUGUAGCCGAGUAUUGAAAGACAUAUAUAAUACACACCCUGGACGGCACGAGGCGAAGAGGGACCGGUAACAAGAUGGUUAGGAUAGGGAACUAUGCGACUAGCAGCGGAAGACGGCUUUGAGGAAGAUGAACAAGAUGAUGGGUGUGGUAAAAGACAAGCUGUAAGUUGGUUUUUUGUUUUCCUCUGUGACAAAGCAAGGAACAACUUCGCGAAUCGAAUACCUGCUAGGUUAUACUAUUUCCGUUUGUUAGAGGCAAGGGGGUGAUAAGAAGGUGGAAAAGAAGGCAGAAUCGAGCUCUUAUGAAAAAGGUAGAACUCAACCAACCAACAUACAACGGGAUCAAACUCUCAACGCAAGAUGAGGCUAGCUAUGCUCAAGCAAAAGUCGAGCGGGGUGGGGUAACAUUAAUCGGGUGGCGUGCGUACACGCGUUCUGCCAAAGUAAGAAGAAAGACAGGAUGGUAGUUAAAAGGGGAAGGGUCAACAGAUUUAAUCGAUCCAUAUAUAUAUUUUUUAUCAUCUAAAUAGUGUACUGCUUUGUAAACACUUUCGCCAAACUCACGCUCGAUAAUGGACAGUGAGCGGCAGGAUAAACCGUUUUAUGUUUGAAGCACAUAAGUUACGCCUGGUAAGUUUUUGCAACUUUGUUCGUUCUUACAAUCGUAAUGGAAAUAGAAACAGAACAACUUAAAUCUGUAUCAUUUGCACACUAUUUGAGGAAAGUCGUACGAGUUCAAGGGAAAAAGGGGCGAUAGUCUGUUAACUUGAGCGGUACUGAGCAGACAGAAGGAAGGAACAUGCCAGGAGAAUUGAUGGCUGCUGCCCCCAUGUUGCGUUGGGUCCAAUAGUUGGGCCCAUCCGAUAGCUGGGACGGAUAGCUGGGGCUCGAAAUUGGAAAAGGAAAACAUUCAUAAAUGACACGUUACCCUAGAACAUACCUAAUACUAGUAAUUUGAAUUAAAAGCAUGUGUUGUUUGUGGGGUCGUUUAUAUAUGAACCAAAUUCGAGUAAUUCUAGACCAACACAUACGCAGAAGCACACGCACACACAGACACACUUAAUGAUGGAAGGAACCAUGUAGUAACACUUGCGAUCCAUAAGAACACUUACUUUCCCCUUUCUUUCGGAAGUUGGAAUAAAGAUAUUGGAGGAUUUGGAAGUGCAGAGUAGAAACAUUUAACUACUAAAAACCUUCAUUACAAGAGGGAAAGCGUGUGGUGUGUGUGGGUGUGCGUAGUAAAGAUACAAUUUUCUCGCUGUUAGGUACAGAAUAAACAAAGGAUGAUACACACAUAUAGCAAAAACAAAUUAUAACGUGACAGUGGAAGAAGACAAAUCUCUAAAAUAAUAAAAAAAAACAGCUCGUUUCAGUCGAAUUCCGA
This is a messenger RNA of Anopheles stephensi (Asian malaria mosquito), 7842 nucleotides long. RefSeq lists its product as uncharacterized. Bases 1695 to 5117 code for a protein of 1140 amino acids. The transcript has 7 exons. Gene Ontology annotation, molecular function: monocarboxylic acid transmembrane transporter activity. The record is from RefSeq and is a predicted model, not a curated record. Gene Ontology annotation, biological process: monocarboxylic acid transport; transmembrane transport. NCBI's taxonomy places the organism in Eukaryota, Metazoa, Arthropoda, Insecta, Diptera, Culicidae.